Messenger RNA from Cokeromyces recurvatus, 342 nucleotides. RefSeq lists its product as uncharacterized. The annotation marks the transcript as partial. NCBI's taxonomy places the organism in Eukaryota, Fungi, Mucoromycota, Mucoromycetes, Mucorales, Mucoraceae. The transcript has a single exon. The record is from RefSeq and is a predicted model, not a curated record.
CAUUUUAUUUUUACUUGUCCAUUAAAAUUUUCAGUUUGGCGAUAUGUUUGGCGCACAUUUGUCGACCCAUCCACUCCACUAAUUUCCUAUUAUCCUGUUAUAUAUGUCCUAUCCACACUCAAGUCAGUUACUCCCACCGAUAAUACUAACUUUCUACAAGCUUUUGUUGCUACUCUUGAAUUCAUCUGGUCAUCUCACUGGGCUUAUGUAUUCAAUGAUACUCCUUUUACUGUCAAUACCGUUAUUAGUUCACCGUCCAAGAAAAUCAUGAAAGCAAGUCAAGAAACUUUUAUCAUUCAAGGUAUCCCCCAUAUUCCUCUACCAUUUAUUAAUACCGAAUAG